Messenger RNA from Dendroctonus ponderosae (mountain pine beetle), 1922 nucleotides. RefSeq names its product juvenile hormone esterase. The transcript has 10 exons. The record is from RefSeq and is a predicted model, not a curated record. NCBI's taxonomy places the organism in Eukaryota, Metazoa, Arthropoda, Insecta, Coleoptera, Curculionidae. Bases 122 to 1768 code for a protein of 548 amino acids.
UGUUUUUUGCUCAUCUUAUGUAUUCGAGAUUCAUUCAUCAGAUUUCAGUUAUUCCAUCAGAUUACCUUCAUCAUCGUGCAUCAGGCUGCAAACGUAUUUUACUUGCUUAUUUUGAUAUAGCAUGUUUAAAAUGAUUUGGACAACAUCGGCUUUGUUUCCUAUGUUGUGUUUCAUAGUGCAAUCUGUACCUAUUCCUAAUAACUUACUGGUGACAGUACCGAAUGGUGCAAUCCAGGGAGCAGCCUAUUCAACAGGAAAUAAUAUAAGUUAUUUCGGAUUUAGAGGUAUUCCUUUUGCUACCCCUCCCAUAGAUGAUUUACGAUUCGAGCCUCCACAGCCAGCUCAACCGUGGACUGGAAUUUUGGAUGCAACACAGGAUGCAAGUGGGUGCAUUUCGAUAUUCUAUGGCGACAGUACAGUGGUUGAAAGUGAAGAUUGUCUAUAUUUGAAUGUUUAUGUUCCCAAUGUUCAGCUUGCGGAAGAUUUUCCCGUGAUGUUCUUUAUUUUUGGAGGCGGUUUUCGUGAAGGAAAUUCCUCCAAACUGUUCUACGGUCCCGAUUUCUUGAUGGAGCGAGGAAACGUAAUUUUAGUUACCUUUAAUUAUCGCCUAGGUGCGUUUGGAUUUAUUUCAACUGAAGACGAGGUGCUACCGGGAAACGCAGGAUUGAAGGAUCAAAACUUAGCCUUACAGUGGACAUAUGAAAAUAUUAUCUAUUUUGGCGGAGACCCCAAUAAAAUCACAAUUUUUGGAGAAAGUGCUGGUGGUGCGUCAACAGGAUUGCACUUAGUCAGUAAGAAAUCUGCAGGCCUGUUUAGAGCAGCAAUAGUUCAGAGUGGAUCUGCCGUUAACUCUUGGUCCAUAUUAAGAGAUUCGAAAACCUUGACAUAUAAAUUAGUGAAUGGCAUACCUGGAGGCAAUAUUGUAAAUACAAGCCAAGAACUUAAAACUUUCUUGAAAUCUCGCAAUGUUACAGAGAUUAUGGCAUCAGAGAAUGCUAAUGAAAUUUUGUUUGGACCAGUGUUAGAACCACCAAACGAAAAUUCCUUCUUAAGCGAGUAUCCUUAUCAACUACUUGACACUGGCGAUUUUAAUCAAGUUCCAAUUAUAAUCGGAAUUUGCGCCGAGGAGUCGCUUCUGUUUUUAAAAGAUCUGCAGACGACGGCGCUGGCUGCUAAGAACGCCGACCUUUAUCCAGCUCUCCUUAUUCCUUCCGACUUGCUGCCCAACUCAACUGAUGAGGACAUUGUUGCCGAAGAAAUUAAAAACAUUUACCUUACAGAUAAUCAAACUUUUUCAAGCAAUUUAACCGCUUACGCUGAGUACCUGUCAGACGCUGGAUUUGCCGUAGGCAUUCUUAAGCAUGCACAACUAACAUCCAACUAUAUGCCAGUCCACUUAUACCGAUUUGCUUACUAUGGAAGACCAGUGGCUAUUCCAUUCCUUGAAGGAGCAGAAAAAGCCACACAUUCAGCUGAAAUGCCAUUCCUCUUCAACAUCAGCACGUACAGCAACACUAGUGACUCUCAAGACUUACUAAUUCAAAAGCAGAUAACUACUCUUUGGGCCAAUUUUGCAGUAUAUUUAAAUCCGACUCCUGAUGAAUCCAAUCUGCUGACUAACCUAAUCUGGCCUGCCUUAGAUGACGAGCAGUCAUUCCUAAAUAUAAAUAACACACUCGAGGUUGGAACACAUCUAAAAGAAGAAAUAUAUUCGAAAUGGAGUUCCAUUUACGAGACUUACGGGAGAAAGCCAUUCAUUACUUUCUAACAUGAAUUAGAAAUCAAGUUUGGAUCAAGUUUUUAUCACUUAUCUACAAAAUAUGUUAAUAAAUAUUCAUAGGGAAUAUGAUAGCCUGCUUGAAGUUAAAAUCCAAGUUGGAAUAAAACAUUUGAGCAGUUAUAAAUAAAUAUUUUUAUUAUGU